AUGUCUGGCAACCACCGCGACCCUGGCAAUGGGUCCACCAGAGGACUUGACUUCUGGCUCGCCUUCAUCGCGUGCAUGGUCGUUGACCUGCUAUCCGCCCUGGACCUUACCGCCGUCUCCACGACUCUUCCUACCAUCGUCAGUCACCUGCACGGCCAAGACUUCAUCUGGGUAGCAAGCGCGUACACAAUCGCAUCCACCGCCGUUCUGCCCCUUUGCGGCGGCGUGGCCUCGAUAUUCGGUCGAAAGCCGGCUCUGCUCUGUUUCGUCGCAUUCUUCUCGGCCGGGUCCGCCAUCUGUGGAGCAGCACAGAAUAUGCCGAUGCUGAUCGCCGGCAGAGCCAUCCAAGGUUUUGGAGGCGGUGGCUGUCUCGCUACCACGGAAAUCAUCUACGCCGAUAUGAUCCCGCUGCCCGAGCGAGGCAAGUUUCAAGGCAUCCAAGCUUGUGUCUGGGCCUUUGCGUGCGCCAUCGCACCUCCCAUCGGAGGCGUUCUCGCAAGUUCGGGCGCGUGGAGAUUUCUGUUCUUCCUCAACCUUCCUCUGUGCGGAAUCGCGACGGUGCUCAUCAUCCUUUUCCUUCGGGUACGCGCCCCGAAGUCUGCUUUCAUGUCGAAGAUCGGCCGACUGGAUUGGAUCGGUAAUGCGAUCAUCAUUUCGAGUACGACCUCUUUGUCUAUCGGUCUCGCGUGGGGUGGCGUUCAAUUUUCUUGGUCGUCGUGGCACGUCCUACUACCGAUUUGCCUCGGCGUGAUCGGUAUCGUCGCGUUCUUCUUCGUCGAAGCCUUAUGGGUAGUGGAGCCCACGGUUCCGUUUGAGAUACUACAUAAUCGUACGACCAUCAGCGGCUACCUGGGCACCUUCUUUCACGGUAUCGUCUCGAUGGCGGUCAUAUUCGCAGUCUAUCUCCCGGUGUAUUUUCAGGCGUCCAAGGGAGCUUCUGCGGUGCACUCAGGGGUACUUUUCUUCGGUUCCUCUUUCUCUAUACCCCUGCUAGCCAUAGGAUGCGGGAUAUCCGUUCAGAUCGUCAACCGUUACCGACCCCAAAACUACGUUGGAUGGACUCUCAUUCUCAUCGGUCUCGGACUGCUGUCGACGCUGGACGCCUCAAGCACCGCAGCCCAGUACACGGUUUACCAGGUCAUCGCUGGGCUUGGUCUCGGAAUCGUAUGGAUCAGCACGCAGUUUCCGAUCUUAGCCCCGCUUGAAUUUUCCAAUAACGCUCACGCUUUGGCAUUCUUCACUUUCGUGCGAUGCUUUGCUCAGAGCUUGGGAACCGUCAUAGGGGGUGCGAUCUUGCAGAACCGUGUUCGAAGCAUCCUCCCCAGCUCGCUCGUGGAAUCUUUACCCGCACACGUCGAAGUCAGCUACGCGCUCAUCCCGCUCAUCCGUAAACUGCCCCCACCUCUCAAAGGCAAAGUCCAGGAGGCCUUUGCCCGGAGCAUCGACCUGAUCUGGCGCGUGAUGAUCGGCAUAUCCGGAGCCGGUUUGCUCAGCUGUCUCCUGAUGUCGGAGGUCGAGAUGCGCCAGGAGCUGGACGAUGCUUGGGGACUCGAAGAACGAAGACUGGAGUCGUCGGACUCCAGGAAGUCCUCCGAUCCUGCCGUAGAGGCGCCCGCCUUGUAG
Punctularia strigosozonata HHB-11173 SS5 is the source of this 1623-nucleotide messenger RNA. RefSeq names its product iron permease. Gene Ontology annotation, molecular function: transmembrane transporter activity. Gene Ontology annotation, biological process: transmembrane transport. The record is from RefSeq and is a predicted model, not a curated record. The coding region runs from base 1 to 1623 and encodes 540 amino acids. NCBI's taxonomy places the organism in Eukaryota, Fungi, Basidiomycota, Agaricomycetes, Corticiales, Punctulariaceae. The transcript is spliced from 10 exons.